AUGACUGAAAAAGUUAUCUAGAUAUUACUCUUGAUAAAUCAUGAAAUCUGUAUGAUACUAUUGCAAUAUGAAGGUAAUUAAUUUAAAAAAAAAUUGUUUUAGCCUUUCAAUAAAAUAUAACACUCAUCAUAAAAAUUAUUGAUUUAAUGAUUAUGGCAUUGUGUGCUAGAAUCUUAUAUUCUAUAAAAGAUCAAAAGAAAUCAGGGUAUCCUUUUUUAAUCCUUGGUAUAUUAAGAAUAUCAGCCUAACUAACUUUGAACUAUUUUUACAGACAAAAAAUUUUAUUAGUAAUUAUAAACUUAAAUCUCAUUCAUUCAGUAUUUCAAGAAUAAUUAGCAAAUGACUUCAGUUUGGCUAAAUUAACUCAUUUAUUUAUUAUUGGGAAUGUGUUUUUUGAAGAACAAUUUUCUCAUUAUUUUAUCAAUAAUCUUAUCAUUUCGUCAAAUUAAUUAUAAAUAAAAUUCUGAAAAGAAUCCUCAAAAGGAAUCAAAAGAUUUUGAUAUUUGUAUAUCAGCUUUACCUUAAAAAGAGUUUGAUCCUUAUAAAUCGGAAGAUGUGAAUAUAAAAGUCCUGUAUAUGGAGGAUUAUCUCCUUUGA
Molecule: messenger RNA, 597 nt
Organism: Paramecium sonneborni
Lineage: Eukaryota; Ciliophora; Oligohymenophorea; Peniculida; Parameciidae
Source: the annotation of a GenBank genome assembly